Molecule: messenger RNA, 1643 nt
Organism: Hydra vulgaris (swiftwater hydra)
Lineage: Eukaryota; Metazoa; Cnidaria; Hydrozoa; Anthoathecata; Hydridae
Product: ribosome assembly protein METTL17, mitochondrial
Biological process (GO): translation
Cellular component (GO): mitochondrial small ribosomal subunit
Molecular function (GO): methyltransferase activity; structural constituent of ribosome
Source: RefSeq, a predicted model, not a curated record
UUUAUUCUAAUACUAAAGUGUUUAGAACUAUUUUAGAAAAAAAUAUAUAGCCAUUUUAAAGGAUAUGAAUGCAAUUACAAAAAAGACAAACUCGUUUAAUUGUUUGAUUUUUCGAUUAUAUUCUACAUUACAUCCUGAUAUAGUUGAAUCAAAACAACAAACUAAACUUGGUUAUAUUAAACACGAAGAUGGUACUGAAAGUAAAGAUAUGUUAGAAGGACAGCUUCAUGUUGGAAUUGUUAAUUUACCAGAGCAGUUGAAUGAAUCCUUAGAAGUUUAUUAUAAAAAUCAUCCUAGUAAGAGAAUUCGUGAGGAUGGCUUACGUCUCUCUCGUUACUUGUUAAAUCGCGGUCGACCAACCAAUUCAACCUGGUCCAAAUAUAAAUCAAAUCUUCAAGGGAGUGAUAAAAAACACAGUGAUGAUGAAUUUUCAUUAAAAGAUGCAGCAAAUGAAGGUUUAAUUCAUCCAGAUAUUGCAUCUGAUAUUUUUCAAGAAGGAGAGAACACAAGCAAUAAUGAAGAAAAACAUAGAAUUAUAAAAAAGCCACAUAAAGCUCAAUAUUCUGUUAUAAGAUAUGGAGGGAGAGAAACUUCUGCUUAUAUUGCAUCACAGUUACCUUCUGUUUAUGGAGCUACCUACCGUGCAUUACAUGAGAUUAAAAAACGAGUACCAGAAUACAAACCAAAAACACUUUUAGACUUUGGCUCAGGAUCUGGCAUGACUGUUUGGACUGCAAACCAAUUAUGGGGAAAUGAGAUAAAGGAGUACCAAUGUGUUGAUGCAUCUGAAAAGAUGAUAGAAGCUGCAGAGUUUUUAUUACGAGGAUCUGAUGACUUGAAUCAUCCUUUAAAGAUUCCAAAUGUCUUUUUCAAAAGAUUUUUGCCACUUUCAAACAAAGUUUUGUAUGACGUUGUUGUAUCUUCAUACUCUUUGACAGAAAUGCCUUUUCGUAAGCAAAGAUUACAAGCAAUCAAGAGUUUGUGGAAAAAAACAAACGAUUUCUUGGUACUCGUCGAACCAGGGAACAAUGAUGGUUUUGAAGCUGUUCUUUUAGCUAGACAAUUUCUUACUGAGGGAAAAUCUUCACUGAAUGAUAUGGAUACAUCGAGUACAAAAGAAUUUGCUUAUAAUGGCAUAUUCAAUGAGUUUGAUAUUCAUUUGAAUGACGAUUUUGAAGAUGGUCAUAUAUUUGCACCAUGUCCUCAUGAAAUGGUGUGUGCAAGAGCAUAUGUUGAAACAAGAGAUCAUCCUUGUAAUUUCACUCAAAAAGUUGAGCUUUCUUUUUCUCAAAAAUAUACAGAGUUAAAGCAAUAUGGUUACUACAACAAUUCAUUUUCAUAUGUAAUUUUACGGAAAGGAAAAGAAGCAAAAAAUUCAAAUGUUGAAGAUCGUAUCUGGACAAGAAUAUUAAAACCCAUCAAGCCAAAAGAUAAACAUAUCAUUUGUGAAUUAUGCAGCUCUAAUGGAAACAUUGAAAAGCAUAUUUUAACAAAAAAGAAAGAUCCGUUUAUUUAUAAAGCUGCUCGCCAUCGUUUAAAACAAGGCGAUAUGAUGCCACUGGAUGAAGCAAAGAGACCAAUGAAUAUUCGGAAACCAAUUAAACCUUGUAUUACUCCAGUUAUAACUGAUAACUUAUAAUAAA